Messenger RNA from Malaya genurostris, 3830 nucleotides. It is a transcript of the gene tst, whose product is annotated as superkiller complex protein 2. Gene Ontology annotation, cellular component: Ski complex. The record is from RefSeq and is a predicted model, not a curated record. Gene Ontology annotation, biological process: nuclear-transcribed mRNA catabolic process, 3'-5' exonucleolytic nonsense-mediated decay. Lineage: Eukaryota; Metazoa; Arthropoda; Insecta; Diptera; Culicidae. Gene Ontology annotation, molecular function: ATP binding; RNA binding; RNA helicase activity. The coding region runs from base 148 to 3753 and encodes 1201 amino acids. The transcript has 6 exons.
CAGUGUUUUUGUGAGGUUAUGUCAUGUUCGUGCAAAACCCUAAAACAAACUUAACAGGUUUUGUAGUUCAUUUCGUGAAGUAAAUAAUUCGAUUUUAUUUUAAUUUAUUCAUUUUCUCCGACAUGAGACCUAAAAUUGUCUGAAACUAUGUCUAUCGAUUACUCCUGGUGGAAAAAGCCACCGUCGAUUGUCGAAGAUACCGACGAUGUACUUCGACUGUUUGUACUGGAACCUAUCAUCUCUCUAGAUGAGCCUGUCCCUCAUUUUUGUUCGCGCAAACCAACAAUAGAGUCCUUGUUUCAUUUGCCUCAGGCCCCAGCCAGUACUCGCGUGGUGCCGGAACGAAAUCAAGAAAAUGGAAAUAUAUUAGAUUUUGUUGAAAUUGCAUUAACAAAUGCUGGUAGUAAUGCUCGAAAUUCAAUGUCUUUGCAAAGAGAGCCUGGUUCAGUAUCAGAUUCUACAAAGGGAUCGGCAUCAAACUUCCCUUUUUGGCCAGGUGGUUUUGAUGAACCAGACGAAACACUUCAAAUGAUAGACGUUGAAAACACCGUAUUUGAAGAAAACAUGAAAACCUGCCCUCCAGGAUUUUCCAAUGGGCUAAAUUUUCAAGUAUUAGAAAGCACACAAAAUGGAAUUGUAGAUCUUAUAUCAGCAGUCGAAAAUGAUUUUGAUGAUUUAGCUAUAUGGAUUUCAGAUGACAGUAAAAGUAAAGAUAAACCUAAAAUAAAACCUGACCUGGAAAAUGCUAAUUUGAAAGAAACUGAAUAUGACGUCAUAGUGGAUACAGUGGUACAGACAGAAAAGGUACUUAAAAUAUCGAACGUUGAUAGAAAUUCGAUUACAUCAGUAGAAUGGGCUGAACUGCUGGAUGUAUCUAAACCGGUAUCAGAUUUCAAUAGUAAAAUUCCUGAUAUGGCACACGAAUAUAGCUUCGAAUUAGAUAUUUUUCAAAAACAAGCGAUAAUCAAAUUAGAAGAGCAUAGUCACGUGUUUGUUGCUGCUCAUACAUCAGCCGGAAAGACAGUUGUUGCGGAAUAUGCUAUCGCACUGUCUAAAAAACAUAUGACUAAAACAAUUUAUACGUCACCAAUUAAAGCAUUAUCUAAUCAAAAAUAUCGCGAUUUUAAAACUACAUUCAAAGAUGUUGGCUUGAUUACUGGUGAUAUCCAAAUCGAUCCUACUGCAUCUUGUUUGAUUAUGACUACAGAGAUUCUUCGGUCUAUGUUGUAUUGUGGUAGCGAUAUAACACGUGAUUUAGAGUAUGUUAUAUUCGACGAGGUUCACUAUAUAACGGAUGCAGAUCGUGGCCAUGUAUGGGAGGAAGUUCUCAUCCUAUUACCUGAUCAUGUUUGUAUAGUAAUGUUGAGUGCAACAGUGCCUAACACUCUUGAGUUCGCAAACUGGGUUGGAAAGACAAAAAAGAAGCGCGUCUUUGUCGUUAGUACUCCAAAGAGGCCUGUGCCUCUUAAACAUUAUCUUUAUACAGGUUGCGGAGGAAAGUCAAAGGAUGAUAUUUUUCUCAUAGUCAAUGAACAGAACACACUACUGAUGGAUGGCUACAGGAAAGCUAAAGAAUCCAUCGCAUUGAAAGUAUCUAAGAAUCAAAAUAAAAAUAGUCGCCCAGCAAUGUAUAAUCAAAAACAGGAACAAACACUUUGGGUAGGACUAAUUGAUCAUCUACAGAAAAACGAUAAAUUACCAGUAGUGGCAUUCACUCUUUCUCGCAACCGGUGUGAUAAUAAUGCUAAUGCUCUUAUGUCGUGCGAUCUUACAACGGCACGAGAAAAAUACCGCAUCACAUCGUUUUUCCAACUAUGUUUGCAGAAACUAAAACCUCCGGAUCGAAUUCUUCCACAGGUUAUACAGGUGCAGAAUUGCCUCCAACGCGGAAUUGGAAUUCAUCACAGUGGAAUACUGCCAAUUUUGAAAGAAAUAGUUGAAAUGUUAUUUGCGCGAGGCCUAGUCAAGAUAUUAUUUGCAACAGAGACGUUUGCCAUGGGCGUGAACAUGCCUGCUAGAACGGUAAUUUUCGAUUCGACGAAUAAAUUCGAUGGUCAAACGUCCCGCAUCUUGCGGUCAGCGGAAUAUACUCAGAUGGCCGGUCGUGCUGGGCGACGUGGGUUAGAUCCAAACGGCACAGUUAUCAUAUUAUGCAAAACAGCUAUACCCGAAGAAAGUGAUCUGAGAAAUAUGAUUCUGGGUAAACCGAUGCGAUUGGAAUCACAAUUCAGAUUAACGUACGCAAUGAUUUUGUAUCUCUUGAGAGUUGAGUUGGUCACUGUAGAAAACAUGAUGAUGCACAGUUUUAGAGAAUUCGGGAAACAGUUAAAGCUGCCAGAGAACAAAUCUGAACUGAGUAUGAUGGAAGAACGAAUAUCGAAGUUGAAUAAGUUAGGUGAUCAUUUAGAGCCAUUAUGUAAAUUUUACGAUGCUGCGAAACAAUAUCUAGACAUGAGAGUUGACAUAAUGCCAUUUAUAUUCCUAUCUCAAAAAAAUAAUGAAAUGAAACCUGGCCGCGUUGUGAUAGUCACAUUAAAACAUCACUACAACAAACUAGCAGUUUUAUUGUCCGUAGUCCCCCACGAAAAAAAAUCUGCAAGCUUUAAAGUACUUGUGUUAGACCACCAAUUCCCAGUUAACUUUGAAGGAGACAAUUUAGAACGAGGAAAUACGUGGCAUCGAAUGUUGGCAUUGUCGGCUCGAUUUAGCCAAUUUAUUCCGGAAGGUGUAGGAGGUCAUAGUGUAUUGCAAAUCACAGUGACAGACAUAGAUGAUGUUACCAAGCAUACUAUCAAGUGUGAUCCCAUAAAAAUAAUUCAAAAUUGGGAUAACCGACAGAUACCUAGAUUCAAAGAUCAACCUCCCUCGCAGUCUGUUUUGGAUGUAGUUGCAGCACUGAGUAAACUAAACUCUGAUAUAAACAAUGGAAAAAUCAAAUUAGAGAGUUUGAAAAUCCAAUUAACGUUGGAUCAACUUAAGAAAAGUGAAGCAUUAAAAAAGGCCAGAGAACAUCUACAAAAAUUCGUUCCUUAUACAGAUAUUAGUGAUUUUAUGUCUGACUUUGCUACUGUGUAUGACCGCAAGCAACUAGAAAAGAAGCUAGAAGAGUUAAAAUAUCAGGUGUCCUACAAGAGCCUGUCGUUGUAUCCAGAUUACUGCAACAAGCUAAAAGUUCUUCAGGAUCUAAGAUAUAUUGAUGAUAUGCAACAAGUGGCUAUGAAGGGUCGUGUAGCUUGUGAAAUGGGUCAAAAUGAGUUGAUAAUAACCGAAUUGGUGCUUCGGAAUAUUCUUACUGACAUGCAACCUGCCGAGAUUGCCGCUCUUCUUUCUAGCUUGGUAUUUCAAGCAAAGACGGAUGUAGAUCCUAAAAUGACCGAACCAAUGGCAAAGGCGAAAGAGCUAUUUGAAGAAGUUGACAAUGAUAUCCGCAGAGUAGAACAAAUGUAUGGAAUUAACGACAUUCAGGAUAAUGAUAAACUAAAUUUUGGUUUGGUAGAAGUGGUUUAUGAGUGGGCUCGGAACAAACCAUUCGCCGAAAUAAUGGAACUGACUGACAUUAAAGAAGGUAUUAUAGUGCGUUGCAUCCAACAGCUGAAUGAAACGUUAUGUAACGUGAAAGAUGCAGCAAGAAUAAUCGGAGAUCCAGUACUUCACAGUAAAAUGGAGGAAGCAUCUAAUGCAAUAAAACGAGAUAUUGUUUUCGCUGCUAGCUUAUAUACUUCUAGCACUCCGAUGGAUAUUGAAAAUGAUUAGGGUUAGAUACUAUUUGAAUCAAAGAUUUCUGUUUGAAGAUUUAUUUUCUACGUUCAUAAAUGUUUACAACCACAUAA